AUGCCGAGGGUGCUGAGCCAAUCAAGAGAGCUGUCAAAGAGGCUUUUCAUUGGCCCGGCAGGAAGCUGGACAGCAGUGUCACCGACGGGGGGACUCUUCAGACUGGCAGACACACAGGCGGGCAGAGCCGGGUGAGCGCCUUGGCACUGAGAGUGGAGCCGACAUUCUGGUGGAGCGGUGGCUGGCACGGGGAGCGGGCUGGCCUCUCCAGAAGAGCAAAGAGUGAGAUCACACACACAGACACACACACACAGACACACACACAGUGCCACACUCCUGCUGAGGAGCAAACGGAGGCUGGCAGGGAGGGCUGCUCCUGAAACGCUGCUGUUGUCUGGAGAUGCUUUUAUGUGAAUAAGAGCUUUAAUAGGCGUUGUGUGACGGCUCUCGCCGCACGCUGAGCUCCGAGUGAUCUUCUUCUGUGGAGUUUUAAUUAAUAAGCCGUGUUUGACGGACACGACACAACACGGCUCCUCCUCGGUGGCCCUGAUGCUGUUUGUUUUGGAGUCAUGCUGAAGCUCCAGCUGAGGUGACCACUUAGAGUUCAGGGAGGGGAGCAGACGGCUGUCCUCAACUGUCCUCCAUCACUUUAAUAAUAAAACACGUUUAGAGCUUCAAGCUACUGAAAUGUCAGUUUAAACAGCAUAAGGAUAAUUAAUCAAUCAGCUCUACAAUCCAGGAUUUAAAGGGAUAUUACGGCAUAAAAUUAAUUUGGGGUUAAACCCACCGCAACACCAAGUUAGACCCCCCCUCCAGAGAUGAAUGUUGCAGACCGCUUGCUUCUCUAGUUAUUAAUUUCUUUAACAAAGAGACUAAACACAACUCACCUACUCUCUUCCAGCAGCCGCUUGUUUGUAGAGAGACUUCAGGCAAGUCUAUUAUGGACUACAGCGGGGUGACGCAGCUCAAGGAAGAACAUUUAUGAUCAUUUCUUUAUCAUUUCCCUUAAAUAAUAAUCAUCAUAGUUUUAGUAGUUCUUCUGUCUUAGCGUCUCGGUCUGAUUGUAUUUCCAUGAAGAAAUGAUCAUAAAUGUUCUUCCUUGAGCUGCGGCACCCCGCUGUAGUCUGUAAUAGAGUUGCCUGAAGUCUCACUACUAACAAGCAGCUGCUGGAAGAGAGUAGGUGAGUUGUGUUUAGUCUCUAACCUUCAGGUCUCUGUAUUUCUAUCCUGUGGUCGUUACUAAAGUUGGUAUAACUAGAGAAGCAAGCGGUCGACAACAUUCAUCUCUGGAGCGGGGGGUCUAACUCGGUGUUACGGUGUGUUUGACCCUAAAUUAAUUUUACGCCGGAAUAUCCCUUUAAGUUUCUUAAGUGUCAAAUUAAACAGCAUAAAUGAAUAAAUAGAUCAGCUCAACAAUCCAGGAUUUAAAGUUCUGGUUAAAUUCUGGAGUUACACUGAAAGUUGAACCUUCUGCUCACUCACCCUUACCUUCCUGCUUAAACUACAUUACAAAAGAAACAGCAUGUUACUGUGAAACAGGCGGACAAACACCAUCAUCCUAAACACUCUCACUUUCACAGACAGGAUCAAACUCCAGGAGAAGGAGCUGACUACUUCUUGUGGACUGAGAGUGCCCCCUGGUGGAUCAGAACGGUCCUGGACCAGGUAAUAAAAUCAAAUCAAGACAUUUUUAAAAAAAAACCUUUUGGAGGUGAAAUAAUAAAACACAAGAGUUUGAUUUAAUCAGUUUGUUCUCAGAGUCAGUGACGACCAUUAAAAUAUAAACGUAUAAAGAGUGAAAGUUUGAGAGUUUCUGAGAAGAAUCGAAGGUUCUGGUCUCAGUUGAAUCAGUUCUGUGUGUGUGUGUGUUUCCCGUUAAACCCCAGACGUAAACACGACAGUAAAGAAACAGGUGAGUUAUGAGGACAAAGGGUAGUAGGACGUCUUACAGCAAAGAUCAUUUUAAUGGUCCCAAAUAUUCUGAACAACUAAGUGUACACUCAUGUAAAAGGAAAAAAAAUGAGAAGAAGAUAUGACAAAAUUCAUCACAUCUAGAAUUCCACUCAAUCUUUAAUCAAGACGGGAUUACAAAGUCUCCAAAAAAUCUGCAGUUUCAAAGGGCAAAAAGGGUAAAACUAGCUCACCUACUGAGGUCUUUAAAAACCUGUUCAGGUGUGGCUGAAAAACCACAUCCUGAACAUUUAAAGGCAGGUCUCUUUUUGUUGUCAUUUACAAAAAAAAACUGGAGAGAGAGAUCGAGAGAGAGAGAGAGAGAGAGACGAGUAGAGAACCAAAAGAAAGUCAUGGAGAAACUGCUGGCUUUUUUUUUUUCUCUUCAGAGAAAGAACGACGACGACAACACGGAUGACAUCAUCAAACCACGGCGAGGACGGCGCUUCGCCCUCGUGCCGCCUCCCGUCUGGUCCUAA
This is a messenger RNA of Xyrichtys novacula (pearly razorfish), 2369 nucleotides long. NCBI's taxonomy places the organism in Eukaryota, Metazoa, Chordata, Actinopteri, Labriformes, Labridae. The record is from the annotation of a GenBank genome assembly.